UCUAAGUGGGCUGUUUCCCCGCACCUCUGGAGGUUUAAGCUAAGGGAGAUGCUGCGGUUCUACCUGCGCUCGGCAGCUCGCUCCGGGCCCCGCCGCGCCGCGCCGCCGGGCCCCAAAUGGAUUAUCUGCGGCUGGUGCUCUCCUGCCUCGUCCCCCUGCACGGCUGCCUGGCCGCCGGCAGUGCCCCAGAGCUCCUCCUAGCCGGCAAGCUCAGCGAGUAUGGUGUGAUCGUCCCCUUCAGCGCCGAUUGCAGGGGUCGCUUCCUUUCCCACGUGGUGUCCGGGGAGGCGGCCGUGACGGUGGGCACCGGCCAAGCCGCCUGUGCCCCGUCCCCGCGUCCGCCCCACCGCCGCAUCCCACGCAGCCCCCUCGAUGAGUCCCCCCGGGGCCGUGGGGCUGCCGGCCGUUUGCUCUACUUCAAUGUCACCGUUUUCGGGACGGAGCUGCACCUCCGGCUGAGGCCAAACCGGCGGCUGGUGCCGCUGGGCACCGUGGCUGAAUGGCAGGAGGAUUUCGAGGUGCUGUUCCGGGAACCCCUCCAACAGCGGUGCCUUUUCACCGGCGACAUCUCUGGCAUGCCCGGAGCCGCUGUGGCCAUCAGCAAUUGCGAUGGACUGGCUGGCUUAAUUCGGACAGACAGCAAUGAGUUCUUCAUCGAACCCUUGGAGAGAGGGCAGCAGGAGAUGGAGGAGCACGGGAGGGCCCACGUGGUGUACCGCCGCUCAGCCAUCCGGCAGGACAGCGCCCAGCCCCGCCACGACCUCCACCCUGAAGUGCCUGGCGUGCAGGUGGGAGACCUCCCCAACUCCCUGGAGCUGAUGGCGGAGCGGCUGGGUGAGGCAGAGCGCAAGAGACGCCAUGCCAGGAAGGAUGACUACAACAUCGAGGUCCUGCUGGCGGUGGAUGACUCAGUCGUACGCUUCCACGGGAAGGAGCACGUCCAGAACUAUGUCCUCACCCUCAUGAACAUAGUGGAUGAAAUUUACCAUGAUGAGUCCCUGGGUGUUCACAUCAACAUCGUGCUGGUCAGGAUGAUCAUGGUGGGGUACCGCCAGUCAGUCAGCCUGAUCGAGCGGGGGAACCCUUCGCGGAGCCUGGAGCAGGUGUGCCGCUGGGCUCACUCGCAGCAGCGCUCCGACCCCCAGCACGCCGAGCACCACGACCACGCCGUCUUCCUCACCAGGCAAGACUUUGGUCCCGCAGGUAUGCAAGGCUAUGCACCGGUGACAGGGAUGUGCCACCCACUCCGCAGCUGCACCCUCAACCAUGAAGAUGGCUUCUCCUCAGCGUUCGUCGUUGCCCAUGAGACUGGCCACGUAUUAGGCAUGGAGCACGACGGGCAAGGCAACCGCUGUGCUGAUGAGACCAGCAUGGGCAGCAUCAUGGCACCGCUGGUCCAGGCUGCCUUCCACCGCUACCACUGGUCGCGCUGCAGCAAGCAGGAGCUCAACCGCUACAUCCACUCCUAUGACUGCCUCUUGGAUGACCCCUUUGAGCACCAGUGGCCUACCUUACCAGAGCUGCCAGGCAUCAACUACUCCAUGGAUGAGCAGUGCCGCUUCGACUUCGGCGUGGGCUACAAAACAUGCACAGCUUUCCGCACCUUUGACCCCUGCAAGCAGCUAUGGUGCAGCCACCCAGACAACCCCUACUUCUGCAAGACCAAGAAGGGGCCACCACUGGAUGGGACAGAGUGCUCUCCAGGCAAGUGGUGCUUCAAGGGUCACUGCAUCUGGAAGACCUCAGAGCAGCCCUACAGCCAGGAUGGCAGCUGGAGCUCCUGGUCCAAGUUUGGCUCGUGCUCCAGGACCUGUGGGGGAGGCGUGCGCUCGCGCAGCCGGAGCUGCGACAACCCACCCCCGGCGUACGGUGGCCGCCACUGCCCGGGAGCCACCUAUGAGUACCAAGUGUGCAACACCGAGGAGUGCCCAGGGCCCUUCCAGGACUUCCGUGCCCAGCAGUGCUCCAAGCGCAACUCCUACUACACCCACCAGAGCAGCAAGCAUUCCUGGCUUCCUUACGAGCAUCAUGAUGAUGCUCAGAAGUGUGAGCUGAUCUGCCAGUCUGAGGGAACAGGAGACGUAGUCUUCAUGAACCAGGUUGUCCAUGAUGGUACCCGCUGCAGCUACCGAGAUCCCUACAGCGUCUGCGUCCGGGGCGAGUGUGUGCAUGUUGGCUGUGACAAGGAGGUUGGCUCCCUGAAGCAGGAUGACAAGUGUGGGGUCUGCGGCGGGGACAACUCCCACUGCCGGACGGUGAAGGGCACGCUGGCCAAGACCCCCAAGCAGCCAGGUGUUUUGAAGAUGUUUGAGAUUCCAGCUGGGGCAAGGCACCUUCAGAUAGAAGAGAUGGAGCCAGCAUCCCACAGCAUCGCUGUUAAGAAUCAAGCCACAGGUAACUUCAUCCUUGAUGGCAUGGGCAAAGAAGCCAAAAGCCAAGUAUUCAUUGCGAUGGGCCUGGAGUGGGAAUACAACAUUGACCAUGGCAAGGAGAGCCUGAAAACCAGUGGCCCUCUGCAUGAGGCCAUCAGUGUUUUGGUCAUGCCUCAGGAGGAGGAGGUGAGGAGCAGCCUGAUGUACCGGUACAUCAUCCACGAAGACCUGCUGCCCAUGAUCGGAAACAACAACGUCCUGCUUGAGGAGAUGGAUUCCUACGAGUGGGCCCUCAAGAGCUGGUCUCAGUGCUCCAAGGCGUGUGGAGGAGGCAUCCAGUACACCAAGUACGGCUGCCGGCGGAAGAGCGACAGCCGCAUGGUGCACAGGAACUUCUGUGACAGCGGCAAGAAGCCGAAGCCCAUCCGGCGGCGCUGUAACCUCCAGGAGUGCUCCCAGCCCAUGUGGGUGGCAGAGGAGUGGGGCGCCUGCAGCAGGUCCUGUGGCAAGCUGGGGGUGCAGGCGCGGGCAGUGCAGUGCGUGCAGCGCCUGCAGGAUGGCACCAACCGCACCCUGCACACCAAGAACUGCCCCGGGCAGCGCCCCGAGGCGCGGCGGCCCUGUGCCCGCGCCCCCUGCCCCGCGCAGUGGCGGACAGGCGCCUGGUCCCAGUGCUCAGCCAGCUGUGGGGAAGGCGUCCAGCAGCGGCAGGUUGUGUGCAAAGGCAGCGAGAGCGGCGGGCGCUGCGAGGGUGACAAGCCGGAGGCUGUCCAGGGCUGCCACGUGGCCCUGUGUCCAGGGAAGCUCUCUGGCAUCACCACCAAUGCUGACUCCGGUGACCACAGCAUAUCCAAAGGGCAGCAGGUGCCUCAGGAUGGAGCCAAAAACCCUGUCAGCAAGAUCUCAUCCAGAGAGCCUUGCCUGGGGGACAAGUCCAUCUUCUGCCAGAUGGAGGUCCUGGCUCGCUACUGCUCCAUCCCUGGCUACAACAAGCUCUGCUGCGAGUCCUGCGGCAAGAAAGCCACCUCUGCCACCGGCUCGCCCCCUGCCGCUGGCCCCAGCGCUGCCACCGCAACCAAUGGGCCCAGCCCCACUCUGCCACUCUCCCCUGGCCCCACCAUCCCUGUGCAGGGACCCGCUGGGGACCUCACCCCAACGCCUGAGGCCGGAGGGCUUCUCGACUCCGGUGCUUUCCCUGGGGGGCUGCCAGCCCCGAGUGAGCCAGCCAGGGGCCAGGCAGCCAGGUAACCUGCUGGGCACCACCUCACCGUGGGGCAGGGGAAGCCUUUCACCUCCUUCCCUCUCCUCCUCCGCCUCCACCUCCUCCUCCUCCCUUGCUCUUUCCUCUCCUCCCCACCUCCAGUGGUGGUUUUCACAGGUGGCACAGCCAGGUUUGGAAAUGACUCAUCCAGAAAUUCCUGGGAAAAGGACCUCUUUUUUUUUCCCCUCACAUUCCCUCCUACCCUCCCAGCUGUGGGAUGGUUUGGGGAUUUGUUUUUGACAGCAUCACAGAAAAGCAAGUGAAAAGCAGCAAACCCCAGCAGCAGCAGCAGCAGCAGCUCUGCUGAAGGUAGAUGAGCUGCUUCCUCCCGAGGUGCUACAAAGAUUUGGGAGGAGGAGCUUUCGUGUUGCUUUUGCCUUCCCCCUGCCCCCGAGCAGCAACACCAAAUGUGCUGGAGAGGAGGUUCUUGGCUCAGUGGUCCAGCCCUGGACACUUGGUGGUAGCAGUGGGAGGUGCUGGGAACUUGAGUGCGGGCAAGCAGCUGGAGGAAGGUGUUGAGGUGGUGAUCUGGAAGGUGUCUGCCAAUCUCCACAGGUCUGUCAUUCUAUGAAGUUCCUUUUUUAAAGUUGGGGGGUGGGGAAAUGUGGAGAAAUGCCCAAACUGCCACCCUGGGCUGUCCCUGUUGGGGUGGAGAGUUUGGGAAACAUGUCUGGGGGUAAAAUGGAGCAUGAAGACAUGGCCCAGCUUCUCUCCUGUGUUGUGGGAUCAGCUGGUGGUGGUCCAGGCAAUUCUACCAUAAGAGCAAAGUCAAAGACCUAAAAUCCACCUCUCACCUGAUGGUGACUUCUGAGCCACCAACCUUGAGUUAAUAAUCUCCAACCCCAAGCUCUCCAGGCUCAUCAGCCUGAUCCCUGCACCCUCACAGCUGUUGCCUAUGGGCCAGCAAUGCCUGUUGGAGGCAAAUGGCGAUGACUGGGAAGCUGGGAAUGGAUUUCAGGGGCAGUUGCAGAGGAAGGAGAGAGGAAGGGAGGUGUUGAACAGCGUUCAGUAAUUCUUGUGCCAAGUACUAAAUCUAUGCACAGCACUUUAGGAGCCUAGGGCUGCCUGCAGCUUGCUUGGUGUGCAGGCACAGGCUCUACCUGGAGGAAGCAGAGCUCUCAAAACCUCUCCAAAGCGGGGUCAGGCAGCCUGUCAUGUCCCCAAGGGGUGUCACUGUGGGGGGCUGACAUAAUUUUGGUGCCUGGGGGGGAAUUAACACCCCCAGAUGUGGUCCAGGGGAAGGUGGGCUUCUGGGUGGGUUAGGUGCUGGCAGGGAGGAGGUUCUGAGGAUGGAGAGGUGGAGUCUGAGGAAGGCAAGGCUUGGCAGGUGGACCAGUUUGGCAUUGCAGCAUGGGAUCUUUUGGGAACAUGGGCAUGGUGUGGGUGCAGCUGCUGGCCCUGCUGUCUUGGUCGUAUGAUGAGCAAGGGUGGGACAUCUGGGGCAGUGUCUGGGAAGCUGUAGGUGUCUGGGGCUUGCUGGUGAGGGCACCCACGGUACUUGGCACAUACUGGGAUCAUUUCAGUGCCAUCAGUGCCAGGACAGAGCACUGCAUUGAUGCAACUGCAAGAAACUUGAGGUUGUGGCAUCUGGAGGAGCUGCUGUCAGUGUGUUGCUUGUCCUUGGCCCUUGCUGGUCUGGAGUGGGCUGCAGCAGGGGAGAGAUUGAGGUACAUGCUUUAAUUGACUUAGGGAGUGUCCUUCUCUGGAGAGAUUCCAAACCCACCUGGAUGUAGCCUACUGUGGGGGACUCUGCUUUAGCAGCUGGGUUGGACUGGAUGGUCUUCAGAGAUCCCUUCCAACCCCUGCCACUCUCUAAGGGAUUGGAGGGAUGCCUACAAACUGCUGCCUGGGUGUGGCCCUGAGUAGCCUACUGUGGGUGACCCUGCUUUAGCUGGUGGGUUGGACAGGAUGGUUCCAACCCCUGCCACUCCCUGAGGGAUGCCUACAAACUGCUGCGGUGCAAGACCUCCCAUGGGAUCAUUGGGGUGCUUGUGUGGGUGUACCAAGGUUAGGAUUCAUCCCCCCAGGCUGCUGACACCACCUCUGUGCCCCCUGGCCAGCCCAGCCACCAGUGCUGCCCUCCAGGAGAGUGCCAGCCUUUAUUUAUUGUGCCAAAGAUAACGCUCCGGUUACUCUUCCAAGGAGCAAGUGAUGCUGAGGGUCAGGGUUUAAUGGCAGCAGCCUAGCAGCAGUGGUGGAGUUGUGAGCUCUAGUGGUGGGGGUUGUGAGCUCUGAGUGAGUGGUUGGACCUGAUGAUCUCAAAGGUCUCUUCCAGCCUCAAUGGUUUCUGCAGUCUCUGUGUUCAGGCUGUGCCACAGCCCUUGCCCACUACUGGGAUAGUGCUGGGCUGGCUCGGGGCAGGACUUGAGCUUUUCCUUGCCCCAGUCAAGGCUUUCCUCCAGCAUUCAGCUCCUUGCCCUGUAGCUUUGGAGGCACUGGCUAAAACCAAAGCCUUCUCCCUGCCUCACAGAUGGGCUUUGAUGUCUGCAGCAUGCAGGCUUAGGUGCUUGUGUGCUCGCUCACCCCUUCCUCCCGAGCUCUUGGCUGCCUCCCCCUCCCUUUGGUGCUGCCCUGGGCAUUAGUGCUUUAUCACAGUAGCAAUAUUUGCAGUGGUUCCUUCAGCUAUACCUCGGAGGAGAGCUGUGGCUCCCCUUCUGCACCCCCAGCCAGGAUCUCCCAGGGCUGGUGGGGUGGUGGUGGUUUGGGGCAAGGGAGCUACGUUGCAGGUGCUAACCCUGGCUUCCAGCCCGGAGAGGAGCGGAGCGAGAUUUUGAGCAGGGUGCCAACCCCCUCCUUCUGCCAGGGGUGAGUGAUGCCACAGGGCUGGCACCCAGCAUUUUGGGCAGGCUGUGGCUCGGGGAGGCAGUGAUGCCACGGCCCAGCUGCCAGCAGGAAUUUGCUCCAGUCUCUGGGAGGAGAGGCUGCAUCUUAAUCCCCUACAUCCUCCUGGGUUGGAUGCCCCAAGUCCUUGUUGGGCUGUAACCUUGUGUCCAGGUGUUACCAUGAUGUAUAAAGUUUUGUACAUACCAGAUUCAGAGCUUUUUAACUUUUAAUAUUUAUUAAUUUGGGUGGGUUCUCUCUCUCUCUCUCUCUCUCUCUCUUUUUUUUCCCCUCCCCUUUUAUUUUUUUUUCCUUUUUGAACUCUAACAUAAUGUAAAAAACAAAAAUAAAUCCACAUCAAACUUCUCUGA
Messenger RNA from Pogoniulus pusillus (Red-fronted tinkerbird), 6824 nucleotides. RefSeq names its product ADAM metallopeptidase with thrombospondin type 1 motif 14 (gene ADAMTS14). NCBI's taxonomy places the organism in Eukaryota, Metazoa, Chordata, Aves, Piciformes, Lybiidae. Bases 117 to 3620 code for a protein of 1167 amino acids. Gene Ontology annotation, molecular function: metalloendopeptidase activity. The record is from RefSeq and is a predicted model, not a curated record. Gene Ontology annotation, biological process: proteolysis; extracellular matrix organization. The transcript has 23 exons. Gene Ontology annotation, cellular component: extracellular matrix.